CGUUUCUCAUCUCCGUGGAUUCAUGUCCACGGGUGAUUUUGACUCCCAACAAAGCAAAGGCUUUCCCAAACAAAGCCUCUCAUAAUGCCCAGCCAGAAGACAUCUUCGGGAAAGAGGUUUGCCGCUCCGCCGGCGAGGUCAGCGUGCACAUCUUGCAGAGCAUCGCGAGUCCGAUGCAGCGGAGACACUCCGUGCGGCCGUUGUAUCAGCAGAAACCAGACAUGCACCUUUACGCCAAGUCGUCGUGGCCUUAGACCACGUUCAGGCCUUAAACGCAGGCCGGACAUAACUUGUACGCAUCGAAAUGAUGAUUCCAUCCACACAAGCGGAGUUGGUCCAAUCAGCGCUCCUCUAAUCCAGUUGGAACCCAGUCCCGCCGAGGACGUGAGAGGCGGCUUCCUUCCAUCGCUCUACGGCGACAACCUCGAAGAAUUCUGCUUUGACGAUAUAUUUGGAGGGCCUUCAGACGACGCGUUAGAGAGCUUCUUUACCGACAUUUUUAGCAUCCCGUCUUUUCCGCGAGCCAAGACCGCCGAUGGCCCAGUGUUGGAACCUCUUCCGUAUGAGCGACCCGUCGUUCGAGGCUACAGAUCCGAUGAUGAUGUAAUACGAGCCUAUUACGAAUUGAUUCAUCCCGCCUUCCCUAUUCUUCCUCCACCGCUGGAGGAGUCGCCAGAAGAUGUGAACCAUAUAUCCGAGCCCUGGGCCCCGAACGGCCAGUUCUUUUCUGACUACGAACCUACCUCGCCUCUGGUUCUCGCUCUGCUGUCGGUGCUCACCCUUUUGCCCCACGCCAAUAAUGAGCAUGCCUUGGAAAAGGACAGUCGUGAAUGUCGGGCUACUUUCGCUCAGUCUCUAGCCCAAUGCGCGCUUGAGUCAAUCGAGAUUGGAGCAACUCUGAAUCCGCCAACAUGUUGUUCCCUGUCACCAUCCGCAUUCCAUUCAAAUGUGCCGGCAGAGCUAGAGGCUCCCCUGGCCUACUGCGUCCUUAGUCUCUACCAAUAUCUCCAUCGCGGAGAAAUGACAGAAAUGGUACACUUUGCAAACCAGGCCUACGAUGCUUGCGUGCUUUUAUCCCUACACCAGUUCGUGGAAGAGAAUAAUGUCUUUAUGGAAGCUGUACGAAGAACAUGGUGGAUGACUUACGUCAACAUAUGUUUUUCUGCAACCAUAACCUGCAAGCCCCCGACACGACCCACAGAUAUAUCCAAGUUCACGACCCCUUAUCCAACGACAGGCAUCACAUCCACAGUACGUACUCGAUCAUGCUUCUAUUUCCAAGUGUUUGUCAUGAAUAGAUCUGAUCGUCGGAAGAGCUUGGAUUGGAUUCAGUAUAUUCGCGCCGAAGAGACCCUGGUCGCUGCUACCCUCCUCCUGGUCGCUCUCGUCACGGGCUCCGGCUCCGACGCCGCCACGCCAGCAUUCAGACGCAGUCUUUCCUUCAUGAACACAGUCAUAGACAAUCAGCUGAGUUGUCUCUCAGUGUACAAUGAUCUAGAGUCGAGCGCAGAUAUAUCUCCAGAAGACAAAUUGAUGCAGUCCCUCAGGGCCAUGACUGUAAUCAGAUUGAUGAGUGCUCGUAUCAAAACUCAUAGGUAUUGCGCCAUGAUGAGUCAUCCUAGCAUAUUGAAGAGGUUCGAAACAGUUCCAUCAUGGCGCGCCCCUCAUGAGAUUCGUCAAUCAGUUUCCACAGGACUCAACGUCGAGGGUGGAAAUCAGGUCGCUCAGCUAUUUCCCUUUCCAUGUCAGGACUCGCUGAAUAUUUGUGUCGACUCUGCUUUGGAAAUUGUCAAUUGCCUGGCAUCAUUACGCAAGGAUCUUCACAUCGCACCUUUUGCCUGCUCAGCCCUUUUAGCUGCUUACACGCUCAUGAUGAUAUCAUUCUUCCAGAAUUACAGUCCAGAAGAAGGGGUAUGCGCAAUUUCUGUCACUGAACUACAGGGUCGAUGCAAGUAUGGUGUCAAUGCUUCUAUAGACACACUCGAACAUUUUGCAGUUGGAUUUGACUUCAUUAAACUUCUUAAAGAUCAGCUCCAAGCUGCCGCAAUUGCCUGUGAGAUGCGAUAGAUAGGUCAACGCUGGAUGUUGAAGACGACUCAUGUGUACACGUAUGGUGUUCUUGCCUAAAUUAUAAAAAUUCAUUUCAACAGGGUACAAGAGGCAAGCUCCAGUGCUAACUGAAGUAACAAAUUGUGUACUCCAUGAUUACCUGCUUUGUUAAAGAGUUGGGACCUCGUAACUGCUAUGACAUUGGAAAAGGGCAGGAGGGAAUACAACGAUGCGAGAGUGUAUCAUCCCUUCAUGUACAUUGAAGCAGAACAGUUUGCAAGUCUCACAGCUGCAAGUAACAAUCGAACGAGGCUUGUCCUCAAACACUGAUGGAAACCAAUGCAGUAUUGAUUGGUGGUAACCCCGUAUCUGGUUGAUCUUGGACCAGAACUUGUUCACUUAAUAAAGGUAGUACAUGGCUGAACCUUCAACAACUGCAAACUCCAUCCAACCGUCGGCGUUGAUCCUGUC
Molecule: messenger RNA, 2520 nt
Organism: Fusarium redolens
Lineage: Eukaryota; Fungi; Ascomycota; Sordariomycetes; Hypocreales; Nectriaceae
Exons: 9
Coding region: 85-2067 (660 amino acids)
Biological process (GO): regulation of DNA-templated transcription
Molecular function (GO): zinc ion binding; DNA-binding transcription factor activity, RNA polymerase II-specific
Source: RefSeq, a predicted model, not a curated record